Molecule: messenger RNA, 774 nt
Organism: Candida tropicalis MYA-3404
Lineage: Eukaryota; Fungi; Ascomycota; Pichiomycetes; Serinales; Debaryomycetaceae
Exons: 1
Coding region: 1-774 (257 amino acids)
Source: RefSeq, a predicted model, not a curated record
AUGGUUGACGCAAACAUUAUUAACAACAAAAAAAGAAGAACAGAAAUCGGUGCUGAUGAAAUCGAAAGUAUUUAUAUUGAUGAUGAAAUAAUUCAAAUUUACUUGAAGAAAAAAGGUUUAUCAGCUGAUGGUCAUGCUCCACCUCAUCAUCCACCACAUCAUCAUCAUCAUUAUGACCACCAUGAACAUUAUGACAGAGAUGAAAUUUUAUCAUUAUCUGAAGAUGAUGAACCUGGUACUCCAAGUGGUAAUGAAUCUGAUUCAGAUCAUGAAGAACCACCAUCACGUCAACCAAAACCUCGUCACCCACCAUUUCCAAAGCCUCAUAGAAGACAUCAUGGUAGACACCAAAGACCAAAGAACUACCCACCACCUCCUCCUCCACCUCCUCCACAUCAUUUUUCAGGGCAUCAUCAUGGUAGUUACCCACCUCCUCCUCUCCCUCCACCUCCUCCAUUCUAUCAUGGAGAACAUGGUUUCCCAGGUUAUGGUUCUGCUCCUCCUCCUCCACCACCACCACCUCCAUUCAAUCACGGCGAACGUGGUUUCCCAGGUUACGGUUCUGCUCCACCACCGCCACCUCCUCCUCCUCCUCCAUUUCAUCACCAAUCAGGCAAUUAUGGUGGUUAUCCAUACCCACCUCCUCCACCACCACCUCCAGGUCAACAUCAUGGUUAUCCUGAUGAAGAAUACUACUCUAGUUCAAAACCACCAAUGUAUAGAGGUCAUGGUACCUGCUCUUGUCAGAAAGACCAUUUCAACUAUUAUUAUUAG